CCCGUACAGUUACGCGACUCCACAAAAUCUUUAGCACACAGUAUUAAACGGCAGGGGGGAAACACGUGAAGCGGUAUAAACGUCGUUAGCGUCGCGUGAGAUGCGUCGUCGGCGUAACAAUGUGCUCGUUCGCGGUUUUAACGUCCAGUACGCGUCUCUCGCGCGAGCAACCUGUUGUGUUGUCCAGCUGGUUUUCUCAAAGCGUCGCUUUUGGCUCGCGGUCGAGCUGCAUCGCUCCUCUAAUUGGCCGGUGUGUCUGAUUUGACGGUGGACCGUGUAAAGAGUCCAGCACGCGUCUUAUUGGUUAGAGAUUACAAAUAACGCUGUCUCCACAGAGCAACAGCGGCUCAUUUGGACCGAAUGAAGUCAGCGUUACCGAUGUGUAGCUCUAAAGCCAGCGUUAACUGCUCGCACGAGCCUCAUGCGUUUAAGAAAGCGCACCCAAAGCGUCUCUCUUGUAGGAUGCUGGGGUAUAUCUGGAGGUGUUUCUAUUCCUCAUGUCUUCGCUUCUGGCUGAAAUGGUUCCUGCGGCUGCUCACAGGGAGAUGCGAGCUGCAGCGCGUCUGCGCUCGAUGCAGAACCGGAGCGAGGAGGACAGCACAGAUAGAGUAUUCCCUGAGGUCUUCUAAAAGCAGGGUAUUGCGAGCGGCGUUAUCUUUGAAGGAGAAUGAUUUGGACGACCGUCUGGCUCAGAUAAUCCAGGAGAAGAGAAUCAAGGAGCAGAAAGAUCCCACGUUUAAGCUGAAUCUCCGGCAGUGUUUGUUACAAAUCAACGGAUAUAAUGAGUUGUUCGAGGAGGUCGAGGAGCUAAGAAGACAGGUGUUUGACUCAGAAAAUGAAGAACACGAGCACAUGCUGCUGAAGUUGUGGGAUCUGUUAAUGCCGUCGGUGAAGCUGGAGUCCAGGAUCACUAAGCAGUGGGGAAACAUCGGUUUCCAGGGCGACGAUCCCAAGACCGACUUCAGAGGGAUGGGGAUGCUGGGACUCGCUAACCUCCUUUUUUUCAGUGAGAAUCACACAGACGCAGCCCGCCAGGUCGUGUCCCACGCCGGUCACCCCAGGCUAGGGUACUCGUAUGCCAUAGUGGGCAUCAAUCUGACAGAGAUGGCGUACAGCUUAAUGAAGAGCGAUGCUCUCAAGCUUCAUUUCUACAACACCGUCUCGGGGAAACCCCAAAUGCAGCACUUCCAUCAUUUCUACUGCUACCUGGCGUACGAGUUUGAUAAGUUCUGGUUGGAGGAGGAGCCGGAGAGCAUAAUGGAGUUCAACCGCUACAGGGAGAAGUUUCACGACAAGGUCAAAGGUCAGCUUCAGAUGCCCGAGGUCAGGCUCGUCAUGACCGCGGACCAAGAGAAGUGAUUCCAGCAUCAUUUCACAGACAAAAGGAACCCGCAAGCGCUGCUUUUCUUUCCUUUUUCCAUUGACUUCAUGAUAGUUUUUAGUCGGGAAAAUGUACAACGUGCAUGUCACUUUAUUUGAAUACUAAUCAUUAAACGACUGUAUCAAGAGGUACAUAACUGGUUUAGCGACAGUGACCCGGUCAGGGAAAAGACUUACAAGUAUUACUAAUAAUACUUUCAAAGUGAUGUUUUAAACUCUCCAAUGAGACGAUUGGAAUUCCCUUCACACUUGAACGUUUGGCUCGUGGUCACGUGACUCCUGCUUCUUCGUGUUUUGCCCAUCUCAGGAAGUUGACGUGUCUGUUAAGAUGUUAGGAAGUAGUUUGUUCUUCUGUACGCAGAUGAUUCAGCCUCUCCGCAUGUCAAAGUGUGUUUAAGUUGUAUUAAACCCCGCGCCCGUCGCCGUCUGCACAAUUCCUUGAUGUGGCCCAUGACGAGUGUUUAAUAACUGAUCUGUUUUUGUGAAUAUUGCUAUUCAGACCUCAACUCAAUUCCAAAGUACAGCGAUUGUAUGCACAAACGUUGAUGUGACACUGUGUCGUUGUCUUAUUUAUAAACAGUGUUUGGUUUUGAAGAUGUGACUUUUUAUUCCUGAUGAUGAUGAUGAUGAUGACCCGAUUCAUUUUAUAGUGUUGGAUUCAUAUCUAAUGUUGAAGAAUAAAAUUAGCGACUGACUAUUCAGA
Puntigrus tetrazona (Sumatra barb) is the source of this 2083-nucleotide messenger RNA. RefSeq names its product ELMO/CED-12 domain containing 2 (gene elmod2). Gene Ontology annotation, cellular component: membrane. The record is from RefSeq and is a predicted model, not a curated record. The coding region runs from base 361 to 1359 and encodes 332 amino acids. The transcript is spliced from 9 exons. Lineage: Eukaryota; Metazoa; Chordata; Actinopteri; Cypriniformes; Cyprinidae. Gene Ontology annotation, molecular function: GTPase activator activity.